GCCAUUCGUCGCUGCUGAGCAGCCAAGUCCACUACCGCUACUGAUUUCGCUUCGAUACUUAACAGUCGAAGUCUAGAUCCUGACCUACUCUACCUCUACUACAUUCUACUAUUUCUACACCGUCCUCAAACUUUGACAUACUAUUUUCUUAGGCUCCAUAUUUCGUCUUACAGCAUCAAGAACUGUUUUGACUCUAGCUGACUUUGCUUGCUUUUCCACAACUUUGUCAAGUGACAACUUGUACUUUCGUGCCAUUGCGUUCGAGUAUUUGAAUUCAACUGCUUCCAUUCAUCUGAAAAUCCAUAGUUUACUUUGAUCUGGCUUGUUUCUCUCGAGUGUCCUUUUUACUUUGAUAGCACAAUCGUCUGCAUAUAAUGCACUCUUCUCAAUGUCAUUACCAAUAUUCUGCUGAUGGACAGAAGCUUUUACCUUCAAGGUCUGCUACAGCAGUCUAUCUUGGCAGUCCUGCUUACUCUUUGAACAAGGCCCAUCAAGAACCCACUGCCACUCCAAACUUGGUUCUUCCGGUAGCCACUGCCACUACUUGUAACCCCAAUCCUUCAAAUACUACUGCCACAUCAAUUCCGCCCUGCAAUGACAAUCGCCUGUUAUCACGUAGUUGCUCCACAUCUCUUGCUAAGCAGCCCGUGAUGCUUGAAAAACCAGACUAUUCACGGGCACUAGCUUCUCUGUGUACAUGCUUUAUGGGUCAUGUAUGGCCUUCUCCAUCUUUAGUAAAAUCAUCCACUGGCAUUACAAAUUACCCUGGCUAUCCUCAAGCUCCCAUGUCGCCUCCAGCAGAGCAACUGUCACCGGUUAAAUCAUCUCCAAUGCACAUGCAUUUACCAACUUCUCAAUUGGAUCAACCUUUACAAUCGAUUUCUCUAUCAUCCACUUCAUUCACCACGUUUGUUCAUCAGCUGGUUGCAAUUACCCGCGCUCCAGCCGAAACCAUUAUUGUCAGUCUAAAAUAUCUGUUCAUGCUACGCCAACGCUACCCUGGCAAUGUGGAAAAUGCUGGAGGCUCAGAGUAUCGCUUGUUUGUGACGGCACUGAUUCUUGCUCACAAGAUGAUGGAUGAUACGGUAUGCUCAUUGAAGGCUUGGUCCAAAAUCACUAGCAUAUCUGUUGCUGAACUUUCGCAAAUGGAGUUUGAAUUUAUAUCGGCAUUGAAUUUUGACCUGCACGUAUCUGCAGCUGGCUAUCAAACAUGGUGUUCCCAAUUGGAAUGCUUUUUGGCAAUUGCACGUAAAAACGAGGAGCAAUUGCUAGAACAGCAACAUUAUCGUUACCAACAGCUUUCCGCUGCCUCAACUUGCAAUGGCAUGACGCUGUCUGCUUGCGAGCUUAGUUCAUCGUGUAAAACUAGCCUUGUGCAAACAGCUGCUGGGUCUUAUUGUUUGCCUUAUUAGCUACAUUGAGCAGGAUGAAAAGAUGAAUUGCACUUUGUGAAAUAUGGAUCAUUCUGGAUUUCUUGUCACAAUCAAGCUCCAGCCAAUUUUUGUCAAAAUCUACUGGAAAGUCUAGCUUUAAACCGCUUAGACACAGAUGGAAUUGAGUAUUUCACCAGGCUUUGAUCUUGGCGUGAGACAUCACCUUUAAUACUACAUCUUUGUUUUUUGUCGCCGUGCCAUUUGCUUUUCUCCUUCUUUAUAUACUUUACAAAAAAUACUUUU
Batrachochytrium dendrobatidis JAM81 is the source of this 1676-nucleotide messenger RNA. RefSeq lists its product as uncharacterized. The transcript is spliced from 5 exons. Gene Ontology annotation, cellular component: cyclin-dependent protein kinase holoenzyme complex; nucleus. The record is from RefSeq and is a predicted model, not a curated record. Gene Ontology annotation, biological process: regulation of cyclin-dependent protein serine/threonine kinase activity. NCBI's taxonomy places the organism in Eukaryota, Fungi, Chytridiomycota, Chytridiomycetes, Rhizophydiales. Gene Ontology annotation, molecular function: cyclin-dependent protein serine/threonine kinase regulator activity; protein kinase binding. Bases 375 to 1412 code for a protein of 345 amino acids.